Adineta ricciae is the source of this 540-nucleotide messenger RNA. Lineage: Eukaryota; Metazoa; Rotifera; Eurotatoria; Adinetida; Adinetidae. The record is from the annotation of a GenBank genome assembly.
AUGGUUGAUAUUUUUUACCACGGUCCCAGAUAUUUUGUGGCCAAAAAAAUAGCAAUUUGUGAAUAUGGCUCAUUGUACCACAAAUUGAAAAUAAUUUAUGGAGAUAUGCUAAGAAAUAAUCAUCGUAUCAUCAAUACCUCAUUCACAGUUGUCUUCGCAGUAUCUCUGAUGUCGUCCUGUGAUUUUCAUUCGUUAGCUCAUCGUUUUACACUUGAAAGAAGAAGAAAAAACAACUUCGCAUCCAAUGUCGAAUGGUGUUUUGCCGAACAUCUUGAAUCUUUUUCUCAUCGAUUGAAAUUGGAACAUUUACUACACUCCGACAAAGACUUUAGUUUCAUUUUAAAACGAUUAAAGUCAUCGAGACAAAUAAUUGACAAUGUAAUUCGAAGAAUGAUCACCCUUCUGAUUGAAUCGGACCGCAACCGAUUUUUAUAUCUAUGGAGAGAAGAUCUAAUAACAUUUUCAGUCAAAUUAGGCGAAAGAUAUUUGAUCAACUGUGUAUUUGAUAAGAUUUUCUUCAGACAAAGAAUUUUAAGAUAA